This is a messenger RNA of Pipistrellus nathusii (Nathusius's pipistrelle), 1191 nucleotides long. The record is from the annotation of a GenBank genome assembly. NCBI's taxonomy places the organism in Eukaryota, Metazoa, Chordata, Mammalia, Chiroptera, Vespertilionidae.
AUGGCCGCCCCGAGCCCGGGGCCCCGCGAGGUCCUGGCCCCCUCCCCGGAGGCUGGAUGCAAAGCAGUCGCCUCACGUUCUGGCCGCCGGGGCCUGCUCUGGCGUCUCCGAGACAAGCAGCUGCGCCUCGGCCUGUUUGAGAUCAGCCCGGGCCACGAGCUGCACCGGCUGACGUGUAUGAUGCAGGCAGGGCUCUGGGCUGCCACCCAGGUCUCCAUGGACCACCCGCCCAGGGGGCUGCCCACGCAGGCGGACUUCUCCGAGGUCCUGACCCAGGUGCACAAGGGCUUCGAGCUGGGCACGCUGGCUGGCCCUGCCUUCGCCUGGCUGCGCCACUCGCUGGGCCUGGCCGAGGAGGACUACCAGGCCGCCCUGGGGCCCGGCGGGCCCUACCUGCAGUUCCUCAGCACCUCCAAGAGCAGCGCCAGCUUCUUCCUGUCCCAUGACCAGCGCUUCUUCCUGAAGACCCAGCGGCGCCGGGAGGUGCGGGCGCUGCUGGCCCACCUGCCCCGCUACCUGCAGCACCUGCAGCAGCACCCGCACUCCCUGCUGGCGCGGCUGCUGGGAGUGCACAGUCUGCGGGUGGCCCGGGGCAAGAAGAAAUACUUCAUCAUCAUGCAGAGCAUCUUCUACCCCCCCGGCCGCAUUGCCCAGAGGUAUGACAUCAAGGGCUGCGAGGUGAGCCGCUGGGUGGAGCCGGCCCCGGAGGGCAGCCCCGUGGUCUUGGUGCUGAAGGACCUCAACUUCCUGGGCAAGACCAUCGACCUGGGGCCCCAGCGGAGCUGGCUUCUCCGGCAGAUGGAGCUGGACACCGCCUUCCUCCGGGACCUCAACCUGCUGGACUACAGCCUGCUGAUGGCCUCCCAGCAGCUGCAGGAGGACGAGCGGGGCCCGGGCGGCAGCCUGGUCUUCCGCUCGGCCAGGUCUGUGCAAGGCCUGCAGAGCCUGACGGAGCCGGGAGCGCAGAACCUCCGUCUGCUGCCCGAGGGCCCCAACGCGCUUCACAUCGUGGACGGUCCAGAGCAGCGCUACUUCCUGGGCCUGGUGGACCUGGCCACCGUCUACGGGCUCCGCAAGCGGCUGGAGCACCUGUGGAAGGCGCUGCGCUACCCCAACCGGGCCUUCUCCACCGUCAGCCCGGCGCUCUACGCCCGGCGCCUCUGCCAGUGGGUGGAGGCACACACCGAGUGA